Molecule: messenger RNA, 1290 nt
Organism: Capsella rubella
Lineage: Eukaryota; Viridiplantae; Streptophyta; Magnoliopsida; Brassicales; Brassicaceae
Product: rhomboid-like protein 20
Exons: 8
Coding region: 126-1007 (293 amino acids)
Cellular component (GO): membrane
Molecular function (GO): protein binding; serine-type endopeptidase activity
Source: RefSeq, a predicted model, not a curated record
AAGAAGAUCAAAAGGUUGUUCAUUGUUGUAGCAUCGAUCUCUAAAUCCCAGAUUGAUUAAUUCGUCAACGAUCUUUCUCACGCCGAUUAGUUCUUCGUCGCCGCCCAACUAUUCACACGGCGAAGAUGAACGGCGGUCCUUCCGGUUUCCAUAAUGCUCCGGUGACGAAAGCCUUCGUCAUCACGAGCGCUCUUUUCACUGUCGUCUUCGGGAUCCAAGGUCGUUCUUCUAAGCUUGGUUUGUCUUACCAGGAUAUUUUUGAGAAGUUCCGGAUAUGGAAGUUAAUCAUGUCAACUUUUUCCUUCUCCUCCACACCGGAAUUGAUGUUUGGAUUGUAUUUGCUAUACUACUUCCGAGUUUUUGAGAGACAGAUUGGCUCAAAUAAGUACUCGGUUUUUAUCUUCUUCUCAGGGAGUGUAUCGCUACUACUAGAGGUCUUUUUGUUAUCACUGCUUAAAGAUACCACCACAAACUUACUGACGUCUGGACCAUACGGCUUGAUAUUUGCUUCGUUUAUACCCUUCUACUUGGACAUUCCUGUUUCAACAAGAUUUCGAGUAUUUGGUGUCAACUUCUCUGAUAAGUCAUUCAUAUAUCUUGCAGGAGUUCAGCUUUUACUAUCUUCUUGGAAAAGAUCCAUUUUUCCUGGAGUUUGUGGCAUAAUUGCAGGUUCCUUGUAUCGUUUGAACAUCCUUGGCAUCCGCAAGGCAAAGUUCCCAGAGUUUGUGGCUUCGUUCUUUUCCCGGCUUUCUUUUCCCUCCUUUAGUAACUCUCCUCCUCCAGCACCAGGCAGGAACAUUGUUGGAACUAUAUCACCUAACACAGGGCGCCGAGCAGAGAGAUCUCAGCCAGCUCCAAUGGCAUCAAGUGUGGAGCCAUCUGAGGAAGCCAUAGCUACAUUGGUAUCAAUGGGCUUUGACAGAAACGCAGCAAGACAGGCGCUUGUGCAUGCAAGAAAUGAUGUCAAUGCCGCCACAAACAUCCUUCUCGAAGCUCAAUCCCACUAAUACAAAAAGAGUUUUACUCUGAUUGGGAAGAACCAGAAACAUUGUUGAAUCCAGUUUCAGAAACACAACAGUUGAUGAAUUCUUCGGCUGUCAUUGGACCAACAUGUUUCAGCACAUAAUCCGGCCAAAGAUCUGACCAACCUUCUCGUUUUGUGUUUUUUAGUGUAGGAAAUUGCAUAGGUUAUGUAGAACAAAUUUGCGAGUUAAGAUAAAUACUGAGAAGCUCAUCUAUCUGUAACUUCAAGACUUCAAAAAACACAGAUCUUAAUGCAUUUACACAAUC